Aspergillus calidoustus is the source of this 1014-nucleotide messenger RNA. The record is from the annotation of a GenBank genome assembly. NCBI's taxonomy places the organism in Eukaryota, Fungi, Ascomycota, Eurotiomycetes, Eurotiales, Aspergillaceae.
AUGUCCACAACCACAACCACCACCACCAUCGAAGCCCCCCGCGGCCGAGUCUUCUCGCACGGCACCAAUGUCAAAUAUGGCGACUUCCGCGACGACCUGCUCAAGAACGGUUUCGCCGUGGUAAAAGGUGCUGUCCCCCGUGAUCGAGCCCUUGGAUAUGCGGAUGCGAUCCAUGAGUGGCUCGAAGGCUUCGGCCUCGGCUACGACCGCAACGACCCCUCGACAAUCCACAAAGACCACCUGCCCGACAUCAACGAAAAGGGCAUGUGUCUCGGCUACGCCAUUUCGCACGAGUCAUUCACCUGGGCCGUGCGCCAAGAACCGGGAGUCAUCGAUGCGUUCGAGAAGGUCUACGAUACCGAGGAUUUGAUCGUCUCCUUUGAUUCGGUGAACAUCGGGUUCCCGAACCGCACGGACGUCAAACCCAAUACGCCCUGGCCGCAUCAGGAUCAGGAUCCCGAGAAGCCGGGGUUUAGGUGCCUGCAGGGGCUUGUGAAUCUGUUGCCGAACGGGCCGGAGGAUGGCGGGUUGAUUGUUUGCAAGGGCGCGCAUUUGCUUAGCGAGGAGUUUCAUGAGGUGUUCAAGGAUGAGGAGAGGAUUUGGUCAUGGACGAAGGAGUGGUAUGGCUUUACGGAUGCAGGGCUGGCCUGGUUGAAGGAGAAGGGAUGCGAGUGGAUAAAGUUGACGGCUGAGCCGGGGGAUUUGCUUCUUUGGGACUCGCGUACACCUCACUACAAUCUGUCCUCGAAAUCAUCGCAGCCUCGAUUCGCCGUGUACACCUGCUACAUGCCCGUCGAGGACGCAACAGAGGAGCAGCUCCUGACUAAGAAGAAGGCUUUCGAAGAAACCAAAAUGACCACCCACUGGCCAAACGCGAUGCACGUGGUCGAUCUCCCCGUGUACAGGAACGGAGAGCCGGACCCGUACAACCGCAAGAGUCCACGCCAGCCAGUGCAGCUCUCGGAGCGGGGGUUCAAGCUGACGGGAAUUCCGUACCUCAAGCAAGCUGCGUGA